Molecule: messenger RNA, 3169 nt
Organism: Doryrhamphus excisus (bluestripe pipefish)
Lineage: Eukaryota; Metazoa; Chordata; Actinopteri; Syngnathiformes; Syngnathidae
Product: bifunctional 3'-phosphoadenosine 5'-phosphosulfate synthase 2-like
Biological process (GO): sulfate assimilation; 3'-phosphoadenosine 5'-phosphosulfate biosynthetic process
Molecular function (GO): adenylylsulfate kinase activity; ATP binding; sulfate adenylyltransferase (ATP) activity
Source: RefSeq, a predicted model, not a curated record
GGAGGAAGAGGAAGAGGAGGCGGAGGAGGCCGGGCCAGCCAGCGGAAUGCUACGUGUCUCGAAAGUCCAUUUAAAGCCGCCUUCUUCGUUGUCGGUGACCGAAGCCAAACAUUUGGUCGCCUGACAACACGACGACCGAGCCCGGCACCACCAUCCGAGUCCCCGGGAGCAAAGCGGAGCCGGCCCCGUGUUGUGCAGCCCAUCGGCGGCGUCGCCUUCGUCAGAAUGUCCGGAGUGAAGAAGCCUCGUACGGACCUGAACAGGGCUACCAAUGUGGUCUACCAGGCCCACCACGUCAGUCGGAGCAAGCGAGGGCAGGUUGUGGGCACCCGGGGGGGAUUCAGAGGGUGCACCAUCUGGCUGACAGGUUUAUCUGGGGCGGGAAAAACCACCAUCAGCUUUGCCCUGGAAGAGUUCCUGGUGUCACAUGCCAUCCCAUGCUACUCCCUGGACGGGGACAACAUUCGUCACGGCCUGAACAAGAAUUUGGGCUUUUCCGCCGAAGACCGUGAGGAGAACAUCCGGCGCAUUGCUGAGGUGGCCCGGCUAUUUGCAGACGCCGGGCUCGUCUGCAUCACCAGUUUCAUCUCUCCCUUUGCCAAGGAUCGUAACGAGGCCAGGAAAAUACACGCAAGUGCUGGACUCCCCUUUUUCGAGAUCUUCAUCCACGCCCCCCUGGAGGUGUGUGAGAGCAGGGACGUCAAAGGACUCUACAAGAAGGCUCGUGCUGGCGAGAUUAAAGGCUUCACGGGGAUCGACUCGGACUACGAGCGCCCUGAGGAACCAGAGUUGGUCCUGAAGACGGGGAUGCUGUCGGUGAACGAGUGCGUCCAACAAGUGCUGGAGAUGCUGCGUGAGCAGAACAUUGUUCCCGCUGAGAUCAUGGAGGAGGUGAAUGAACUCUUUGUUCUGGAGAACAGGUUGAACCUGGCUGUGGCGGAUGCCAGCACACUGCCCACCAUCAGCAUCACCAAGGUGGACUUGCAGUGGGUGCAGGUUUUGGCCGAGGGCUGGGCGAGUCCUCUGAAGGGCUUCAUGAGAGAGCGAGAGUUCCUCCAGGUCUUGCACUUUGGCAACCUCUUGGACGGCGGCGCCAUCAACAUGUCCGUUCCCAUCGUCCUGCCCGUCGGCGUGGAGACCAAGAAAGAACUGGACGGCUGUGCGGCGCUAGCUCUGGAGUACCACGGCGCCCGUGUGGCAAUCCUGCGGAACCCUGAGUUCUUUGAGCACCGCAAGGAGGAACGCUGUGCCAGGCAGUGGGGAACCACCUGCCCACAGCACCCGUACAUCAAGAUGGUGAUGGAGGGCGGGGACUGGCUGGUGGGCGGGGACCUGGAGGUCCUGGAGCCCAUCCGAUGGAACGACGGACUGGACCAGUACCGCCUUACCCCGCGGGAGCUCAAGCAGAAGUUCAAAGACAUGAAAGCGGAUGCAGUAUUUGCCUUUCAGCUGCGCAACCCGGUCCACAACGGCCACGCCCUGCUGAUGCAGGACACCAAGCGCCGUCUGCUGGAGCGAGGCUACAAGAACCCCGUGCUCCUGCUGCACCCGCUGGGGGGCUGGACCAAGGACGACGACGUACCUCUGGACUGGCGCAUGAAGCAGCAUGCGGCCGUGCUGGACGAGGGCGUCCUGGACCCGGCCAGCACGGUUGUCGCCAUCUUCCCCUCGCCGAUGAUGUACGCCGGACCCACAGAGGUGCAGUGGCACUGCAGGGCCCGAAUGAUCGCCGGAGCCAACUUCUACAUCGUGGGCCGGGACCCGGCGGGCAUGCCGCAUCCGCAGACCAAGAAGGACCUUUAUGAACCCACGCACGGGGGCAAGGUCCUCACCAUGGCGCCGGGCCUCACCUCCGUGGAGAUCAUCCCCUUCAGGGUGGCCGCCUAUAACAAGUCCAAGAAGGCCAUGGACUUUUACCAGCCCGAGUGUCCUGCUGACUUUGAGUUCAUCUCCGGAACCAAGAUGAGGAAGCUGGCUCGCAGCGGAGAGAACCCGCCCGAUGGCUUCAUGGCCCCCAAGGCCUGGAAGGUGCUGGUGGAGUACUACACCUCCCUGCAAAAGGACCAGUAAAGAAUACACUGCCGCCAUGCCAUCUUUGCCAAAUGGAAGUACUUCCUCUGUGUUCCUCUCUACAGUCAUCCACCUCACCUCCUUACACCUCCUUACACCUCCUUACAUCUCCUUACACCAUUCAUACAGCACACCUAAGAACGGAUGAAUAUUCCUACAUUUAUACAUUCAUACAGCACACCUAUGAAUGGAUGAAUAUUCAUACAUUUAUACAUUCAUAAAGCUCACCUAGGAAUGGAUGAAUAUUCAUACAUUUAUACAUUUAUACCUUCAUAAAGCUCACGUAGGAACGGAUGAAUAUUCAUACAGCACACCUAUGAAUGGAUGAAUAUUCAUACAUUUAUACAUGUAUACCUUCAUAAAGCUCACGUAGGAACGGAUGAAUAUUCAUACGUUCCUACAUGUAUACCUUCAUAACAGCACACCUAUGAACAGACACACGCAUACUGUACAUCAUCAAGUAGCUCAGGUACUUGAAGGCAGCAUGCCAUUGAUUAUCUGGGGCACUUGAAGGCAGCACACCUCCAGGACAUCAUCUGUGUGGAGCGCAUGUGUGAGAAGCCGGAUUGAUGAAUUCCACACAUUUGUUGAAGUUCACCGAUGGAGGAGAUGAUCGGAGCAGCCUUCGUUCUUCCUAAGACUUGAGUGCCAUCAUGUCAUCACGUGGAGCCUCCCAGACAUGAAGUCUUUUUGGUUCUUCUGAAGAAGGUCCCAAGAUACCAUCUUGGUAUCCUGCCUGCUAUCAAGGGAAACGCUUGGAUUUGUCUCCUCUUUCUUCUCUUUGUCCAAACAAACAUCAUGGAAGCUGGAGCAGGCCUUGAUAUGAAGAACAACGUGAAGAACCAAGACUGUAAACGCCCCCACCCAGCUGUUGAUCCCAUAGCCAGUCUAUCCAUUUAGGUCCAGAAUGGCCGAUGCUCAUGCUCAUUGCUGAAGAUCAUUGACUGAUCAUUUAUUAUUAAGAUGAUUUAUCCAUUAUGAUUACAAUCAAACAGCAAGAUUUUACACCAAAUAUUUUACCAAGACAUAUUUGUACACACUGUAAGGAUCUGUACUGUCAAUUACACAAAUACUUUGACAAAUAAACAUCUAUCCAUCC